Drosophila eugracilis is the source of this 1775-nucleotide messenger RNA. Its product is annotated as putative fatty acyl-CoA reductase CG5065. The record is from RefSeq and is a predicted model, not a curated record. NCBI's taxonomy places the organism in Eukaryota, Metazoa, Arthropoda, Insecta, Diptera, Drosophilidae. The transcript is spliced from 6 exons. Gene Ontology annotation, cellular component: peroxisome. Gene Ontology annotation, molecular function: alcohol-forming very long-chain fatty acyl-CoA reductase (NADP+) activity. The coding region runs from base 119 to 1714 and encodes 531 amino acids. Gene Ontology annotation, biological process: long-chain fatty-acyl-CoA metabolic process.
UUUUCAACCGAUUCAAUUCGAGACCGCCAACAUAACUCAAAGAUUCGCCAAGUCACCGUAGUCGUCGUCGUCGUCGUCGUUGUCACAAGCCUGAGAAAAUAUAGAUCCCUGCUUAACCAUGGACAUAUUGAGGAGCGAUGCCGAAUGCGGCGAGUCUGAUAUUGCCAAUUUCUAUGCAAACAAGACCAUCCUGAUAACCGGUGCCACUGGAUUUAUGGGCAAAGUCUUAGUAGAGAAACUACUGCGCAGCUGCUCCGAUCUGAAUGUCAUAUAUCUAUUGAUACGCACCAAAAAGGGGGUCGAUCCCAGUGUUCGCAAGGAGCAGUACUUCAAAUGUGUGAUCUUUAACAAACUGCUGGAGAAGAAUCCCGGCAUCGUGGACAAGGUGCGCGUGGUAAAGGGCGAUCUGCUGGAACCGGACCUUGGCCUGAGCGCCAAUGACACCAACACUCUCGCCUCCAACGUCGAGGUGGUGUUCCACUGUGCAGCCAAUGUGCGCUUUGACCAGCCUCUGCGUCCCAUGGUCAUGAUGAAUGUGGUCGGUACCUUGAAAGUCCUUCGUCUGGCUGAGAAGAUGAGCCACCUGCAGGCCCUGGUUCAUGUGUCCACCUCCUACUGCCAGUGCAACGAGAGUGUGCUGGAGGAGAGAGCCUACCCGGCACCACAGAAUCCCUUCUCUAUCAUUGAAAUGGUGGAGACGAUGGAUGACGUCGCCCUGGCGGAAAUCACACCCAAAUUAUUAAACGGCUUGCCGAACACGUACGCUUACAGCAAGGCGCUGUCGGAAGAUUUAAUUUGCAGAUACAACAAUAAGCUGCCCAUAAUCAUCACAAGGCCCUCGAUUGUGACGGCCGCUAUUCACGAACCGUUGCCCGGCUGGAUCGAGGGCGUCAAUGGACCUACUGGUCUUAUGAUAGGUGCUGCUCGCGGAGUCAUCCGAUCGAUGCACUGCAAUCCGGACUACGCCUCCACUGUAAUCCCCGUGGACAAGGCCAUCAAUGGUAUGAUCCUGUGUGGCUAUCAACGUGGCAAGGCCAGUCAGGAGAAAGGUGGUCAGCAGAGAGGCGUGGAGUUCUGCAAUCUGUGCAUCUCCAGCAAAGCUCUGAUGUCCUGGGGCGACAGCAUCGAGACAGGUCGACGAUUCUUCUACGAAACACCUCUCAGCUUUGCGCUUUGGUAUCCAGGAGGAUCCAUCAAGAAGAACUACUACCACCACCUCUUCUGCGUCAUCUUCUUCCACUAUCUGCCCGCCUACUUCAUCGACUUUUGGCUGCUCGUCUUUGGCCAGAAGCCCUUCUUACUGAAUGUCCAACGCAAAGUAUCGGUGGGUCUGAAACUCCUGCAGUACUAUACAACGAAAGACUGGGAGUUCCGCAACGAACGGUUCCAGGAAAUGAGUAGUCAACUAAAUACCGUAGAUCAGGAUCUCUUUGACACGUCGGUGGGCCAAGUUAACUGGGAGACGUACAUCAGCAACUACAUCGUGGGCAUGAGGACCUAUAUCCUGGGCGAGAGCGAGGCUACUUUACCUCAGGCUCGCAAAGUCCUGCGACGUCUUUACAUCCUCGACUGGGUCAGCAAGGUGCUGUUUUGUUUCCUGAGCUUCUGGUUCUUGUGGACCCAUCUGGAUGGCUUCGUGGAGAGGGGAGAUGCCUUCAUCCGAUCUUCGCUCAGCAAUAUUUACCAUGAGCGAAACAACACCAUACAUGCUUAAGUUCUUUUCUAAUUAUGUACUUCAAAUAUAGUCCACAAGAUUUUGUUUAUUUUUAAGUCAA